GUCAGGUGCUUUAGAAGGAACCUAAAAACAGGUGGAUAGAGAGCAGGUUAAUGUUCCACCAGCCCACACUCUGGCCUUCUACCACAAGCUCAUCAGCUGUUCGACAGACAACACACAGUUUUGGUCAGCUGAAGGCAAUUAAACACUGCAUCUGCUGUGAUUGACUUGACUUAGCCAUCACAAUGUCAACUUCAUAUGUGAAGAAAUAUGGUACCAAAGCAGAAACAACCUCAACACCUGGCCGCAGUCAGGUUAUUCAGGAUAACAAGAAGAGUACCAAUCUGCUCCAAGACAACAGCUGGAUCAAGAAGAGGCCGGAUGAAGAUGUUGCCAAGGAAGAAAAUUUCGGCAAAGCUGUACUUAACCGAUACAAAUCUGAAGAAUCUCUAGACAGCAAUGCAAACAGAAAAACCAGCUCUGAAAUCAAGAAUCCAUUCCCAAAUCAGGAUACAUUAACCAAAAGACACAGCACCAGUGAAGCUCAGCUAAAUAAAAUCAAGGAUGCUGAUGACAAAUACAAACGGCAGUCAUGGACAACUAGUGAUGGCAAGUCUUCUACUUCAGUGACUAAAAGUGUUACUUCCACAAGCACUCCAGAUGGCAAGACUACUACUGUCACAACACAACAGAAGCCACCAACUAAGACUUGGGGUUCCUCUCUAAAAGAUGAUCCAUAUGGGACUCGUUCUGCCACCACAAAUAAAUCGGAAACAACCGAAGUCAAAAGAUUUUCAACUAGCCAAUCAGAUGUUCAAUCCACUGAUAAAAAAGCAGAUUUGAAAGACCCAUCAUCAACAACAUUGAAAACCAUUGAUGGAACCCCACUUGUUCCUUCAUCUACUAAAACCACCAAGACUGCUGUGACUAAUAUAGCAACCAGCCAGGAGAGCAUUAAAGACGGAACCCCACUUGUUUCUUCAUCUACUAAAACCACCAAGACUGCUGUGACUAAUAUAGCAACCAGCCAGGAGAGCAUUAAAGACGGAACCCCACUUGUUCCUUCAUCUACUAAAACCACCAAGACUGCUGUGACUAAUAUAGCAACCAACCAGGAGAGCAUUAAAGACGGAACCCCACUUGUUUCUUCAUCUACUAAAACCACCAAGACUGCUGUGACUAAUAUAGCAACCAGCCAGGAGAGCAUUAAAGACGGAAAAGUGGUUCCUGUUCCAACUACUAAAACUGCAGAGCUUGUUGAUCAGUCUACAGCCCAGCAGAAAAGUGACAAGGGAUACUGGGACUCUGUGAAAACUGAUUCAUCAGUGAAAUCGCCAGUUACCACCACCAGAGAAUUGGAUAUUGUGAAAUCUGGUUCUUCAGUGAAAUCACCUGUUUCCACCACUACAAUCACCAGUCCACUUGAUGACCUUUAUGGCUCUCUUGUACCAGCUGCAAAAACAGCCUCCUACUCAAUUAACAGAAAAAGUGAACCCAGGACGGAAUACAGUUAUGAAUAUACUGAUGGAACAAGCACCCGGAAAACAUCUGUUUCCAGUAGGAGCUAUGACAUUGAUUUCAGCCCAGCAGAGUACACGAAAACGACAUACAAGGACAACAGCAGCCCACAGUCUAAUUUGUAUGAAGACACUGUUUCAACGAAAACAAGCAAAACAUUGUAUUCAUCUUCUGACAGCUACAGCUAUGAAUCCAGCCCAACAGUGUACACCAAAACAACCUACAAGGAUAACAGCAGCCCGCAGACUAAUUUGUUUGAAGACACUGUUUCAUCGAAAUCAAUCAAGACAGUUUAUUCAACCUCUGACAGGUCUGUUAUUGAAAAAGACAUGUGUACUUACUGCCGCAAGCCCAUGUCCACAGACGCUAAAAUGAUCCUGGAUGAAAUGCAAAUUUGCUGCCAUGCCUCCUGCUUUAAGUGUGAAGUAUGCAAUUGUUCUCUGGGACAACUGAAAGCUGGAGACAGCCUGUGGAUCUACAGGCGCUCUGUGCACUGUGAAAACUGCUUCACUAAUACAAGGGAGAAAUGGCAUCGCUAGGCUUAAAGCAAAAGAAGAAAUAUCAGGAUGCCAUGCAUGCAGCCUCCGAGCCAAUCAUGAUAUAAAUAACCCUUUAAAAAAUGUUAAUAUAGUUUUAACAAUAUACCGUAUUUGGUAGCACUUUAGAUUACAGUGCACAAAUAACCAUGUAAUUUGUAAUUUUAUGGUAAUAAUCCAGGUUUACUGGGUAAAUACCAAUUGUUUUCCGUUCUUUCAUUGUAACUACUGUUGGAAGAGACUGGAAUACUGUAACUGAAUAACUGUUCAUUUAUUUGCUGCCUGUUUCUCAUUGCAAUCAGUAACUGCAUUAAUGAGAAUACCACUUUAAGAUGACAGGCAACUAAAAUUGUUAAUUGUAAUUAUAGCAGGAAACAAGACGGUUUCCAUUUAUUACCUACUUAUUCCAACAGUAGUUACCAUGAAAGAACGGAAAACAAUUGGUAUUAACCCAGUAAAACUGGACUAUUACCAGACUAUUACACAGUAAUUACAUGGUUAUUUGUGCACUGUAAUCUAGUGCUACCCAGUAUUUUUAUUUGGGGAGAAGGGAUAUAUGGUAAAUUGUUUAAGAAACAUGUUAAGUAGGUAAAAUGUACUUGUAAAACAUGUCACAGGUUAAGGCUAUUUCAUGAAGCUUUUUUAUGUACUCAAAGGCAUCAUAGAUUUUAAAUGGUUAAUGGGUUAUUAUAACUCUAUUCUAUUGUUGGGGGUCUUUAAUAAUAAAAAAUAUUAAUGAAAAAAUGGUACAUACAUUAACUCUGGCAAAAAAACAUAAAUUGUACCUUACAUAUGUAUUAAAAAAUAGUAUAUGUGCACAAA
This is a messenger RNA of Acipenser ruthenus (sterlet), 2813 nucleotides long. Its product is annotated as sciellin-like. Gene Ontology annotation, cellular component: cytoplasm. Gene Ontology annotation, biological process: epidermis development. The transcript is spliced from 29 exons. Lineage: Eukaryota; Metazoa; Chordata; Actinopteri; Acipenseriformes; Acipenseridae. The record is from RefSeq and is a predicted model, not a curated record. Bases 183 to 1994 code for a protein of 603 amino acids.